AUGAAGGAUGCCUUGGUUGCAUCAGUUGCUACGUUUCACAUGAAGAAGAUCAUCAUCUCUGAUCCAAUCAAGUUCCCUCACAAUGGCUCCAUUCCUGAAUCCAUGUAUCGUUGUGUCACAACCGAAAGUCAUGUUAUGGCGGAUUACAGGAAGCUUACUCCUAUGGGACCGAGAGUCCUUACUCCAGAACAGAAGGCUGCCCUGGAAUUUGUUGACAAGCCUAGCAACCGAGGGAAACACACUACCACAAAGAAGGAGCCAACAGAGGAGGAUAAGUCUAAAGCUUCUAAGUCACGGAAGCGAAAGUCUGAUAAAGGAGAUUCUUCUAAGUCCAAGAAGAUUAAAAAGAUGGAACGGAGGUCCAAGAGUCCCACUCCUCCCAGCUCAGAAAAUGAUAAAGAGGAUGAAGAAGAGGAAAGUCAUCAUGAAUCACCGAGAGGUAAUACACCUCCCAGAUCCCCAACUCCAACCGAACCCAUUCAUAACAAAAUUCCUACCCUACCUCCAUCACCAAAACAGACUAUUUCAGUUUCGGUUGCUACCAUUCCUCCUAUUACUACUUCCUCACAAACAACAACUUCUUUAUCACCACCUCCACCAGUUACUUAUAUUCCUAUUUCUACAACUCCAUUACCACCUCCUAUAAUUUCCCAACCCACCACCACUACGAUUCCUGAACCGACAGUGGGGGUCAACGUAUCUGAUACGGGGACCACUACUGUAACUGAAACUCCAUUCAUCAAUAAACCACUUUCACCCACCCACUCAACCGAUACCGUUGCUACUCUCGGUGGUGAGAAUGACGAGUAUGACUCUACAUACUUUAGUCCAUAUCGGUUUCCAACUGAUGAGGAUGAUGAUACUCCUAUCACUAGCCAACAUUUGCAAAGCAUUAAUGAGAAACUCGAUCGAUUGCUUGAAGACAACAAAGCCUAUAGUGCCCGGAAACACAGCCGUUAUAGUGUGGUCCUCAAAGCCUUUCUGGAAACUACUCUGGAACAAUAUAUGGAGUCUAUUGAAAAAUCCACAAAAGCUGUUGAUGCUUCUACUUCCUCUUCCAAAAAGGCCUCAACUGCUGUUACUGAGAUUGUUCAAACAACUCAGAUUUUUCUUGAGUCUCUGAAAGGGCAUGCCAACACAAAUGCAGCCAAGGUACAAGCCUCUGUGGAUUCACUUUCUAAGUCCCUUCAAGAAGAAAGCACCAAGUUUGAAGCUGUUCGUUCUUCCAUCCAAAAAGAGAACACUUCACUUCUCGGUUCUGUGUCUUCUCGGCUGGAAUCUCUUCAUGCUGAUCUCGCUAAAGAAAGUGCUUUAAAGGAAGAACUUGCCUGUCAAUCAACUCAGCUUGAAGUUCAGAAGGUUCAGCUCGCUCACGCUGAAAAGGAAAUUGGUUUGUUGAAGACUCAAAGAGUUGUUUUUUGCAGCUGUGCAGGGGAUGUUAAGGAUAUGCUCACCAACAUUCUUGGUGCUCAUGAUCCUAUUAUAACUUUGACCAUUCGGAAUCAUCUCACCACAAAACUGACUCCUGCCAUUUCCAUGUUACAUGAAAUGAAGGAAACUACACAACAAAGUGUUCAACCGAAAGUGACUGUGAAAACAGAAACUACACAACCAGAAGUCCAAGUCACAAAUAAAUUGAAGGAUAAUGUAGCUUCAGGAUUUGGUACACAAGAAAAGACCACUGAUGAUAGUGAUAGUGAUGUUGGUGAAACUAUUGCUGAGGCUCUCAAGAGAAAGAAGAGGGACCUAGAGUUGGAUGAAACUCCCAAAGUUGCAAAGGAAGCAGAGGAGAGGGAAAGGAGAAACAAGGAAAAGAAGAAGCCUUGA
Messenger RNA from Lactuca sativa (garden lettuce), 1827 nucleotides. Lineage: Eukaryota; Viridiplantae; Streptophyta; Magnoliopsida; Asterales; Asteraceae. The record is from RefSeq and is a predicted model, not a curated record.